Molecule: messenger RNA, 4256 nt
Organism: Diprion similis
Lineage: Eukaryota; Metazoa; Arthropoda; Insecta; Hymenoptera; Diprionidae
Product: midasin-like
Exons: 10
Coding region: 93-3263 (1056 amino acids)
Source: RefSeq, a predicted model, not a curated record
GAGAAAAGUAAGCAUUGAUACAGACGACUUGUCGUUGCGAUCGACAAUUCGUUUCAGCAGCUGCUGAUACUCGAUCUACUGCAAUUGCAGUUAUGGCGGAGAUUACCAGGACAACUGAUUCCGCGUCGUCACUCGCCAACGGUUGUCCGACCGAUAACACCGUCGAUUCGACGCCGUCUUUGAUCGGUGCGAAAACUACCGGCGGCGAACUGAACUCUCCCAGAGUUGAAGAGAAUGAAGAAGAGGAGGAAGAAGAAGAAGAAGAAGAAGAGGCGGAAAGAGAAUCUCCGCCGGAAAAUGAGACGCAAUGUAGCAGCAAGAUAAUCGAGGUCAUCACCGCGUCACCUCGAACAUCCGAGACUUCUCCAAAGGUCGAUGAAACGUCGAAUCCGCGGAAUACGGAACCGGAAACGGAAGCGGUGAAGAACCGACUAUCGCCGGCGGUAGGGGAACCGCGGAAGCCGGAAGUUGUCGAAGAGACUUUGAAACCGGAUGAUUUUAGAGAGUCGAAGAACGCGGAAGUCCUGGAGGAGGCAGAUGAGCUAGAAUUGGAAGCUCCUGAUCCUUCCGAGUUGACGUUUAACGACAAGGAGGUCGGUGGAGACGGAGCGACGCGGGUCGUCGAUCCGGAGGAAAAGACGGACGAGGAAAGGGAUGCUGAUGAUAAAACAGAAGCGGAGAAAUCAACUGCGGAUAUCGUCAACGAUGUGCCGCGUGUGAGUAAAGAUGUCGAUCGAAACGAUCGGGAAGAGGAAGAAGUCGAGGACGAUGAGGAGGAGGAGGAGGAGGAGGAAAUGGACGAGGAGGAGGAAGAGGAAGAGGAGGAUGAGGAGGACGACGACGAGAACGAGAACGAGAACGAGAACGAGAACGAGCAGCUCGAACUCGGAAUCGUCGGUCCGCCAACGGCUGUAAGCGAGUUGAUAAACGAGGAGGAGUUGCGAUGCGGAGAGUCCGUGCUGGUCCCCGAGGGUGGCGACGGCCGGCCCGAAAGUGUUCAGGAUCACGUAGCCGAGUGGGUUCAGAAUUCGGCUAACAGUAAAAUCGACGAGCUGACGAUCGAGGGGGAGGACGAAGACGAGACUGAGAACGAUAACGAUCAGGAUCGGCUCGAGAUCGACGCCGAGGACGAGGACCUUGGUACCCCAAGGGACGCCGAGGAGAGCCAUGAGAAGACGGUCGAGCCAUCGUCUACCAGAAAGUCGAAGAGGGUCGUCAGCAACAUUAUAAAAAGGAGCAUCAAGUGUCUGAAUAAAAUGCACGCCAUGGAUACGUCCGGGAUCGGGAAAGGUGGCGUGGGCAGCGAGAAGGUGGCUAAAAAGGGUGAGAAAAUAGUACAGGAGAGACGAUCAGAGAAGACGACGCCGAUGGAUAGCAAAACUUUGGUGAAGGAGCAGCAGCGCAGGAGCGUGGGGUUGGGGAUCGUCGACGCGGAGUCGACGGCUACGGCCCCACCGGUUUCGCAUCAGCGGAAUCAUCGCGAUCGUAAAAAUCACCAGAACCAUACGAAUCAUCGUAGAAACGGCGGCGAACCGCCCGCUGAUCCAGCGAGGAAUUACACCGUGAAAAAGGAGCCGACAUCGGAACCGGAAACCGACCUGGAACAUGAGAGGGACGCCCUACCGGAGCUGAGGAAACGGACCGGGUCGAACAAUCCGACUAAGAAUCUCAAGCCUGAAAGGGAGUCGAAAAAACGACGCUCCACCGACGAGAUUACGCAAAAUUCUAACGGUAGUUCGAAACGAGCCUGCCUAGAACAGAGGGAGGAACUCAUUUCGUCUAUCGUUGGUGGCGAUAAAAUUACCACCGAAGAACUUGCCGUCAGGGCUGAACAGCUGCGCGCGGAGUUACAGGCCUUAGACCAGCUGGCACGUGACAAGGAGAAGGAAUGGAACGAGAUUCUUAGUAUGAGAAAGUUGAAGGAAGAGGCCUAUCUGAGGAUCGAACGAAGGCGGCAGGUCGUUGGUUUUAUGGAAGGUAACAGUUGCCAGCUUAACGAGUCCUCGUCCGUACUACCGGCUGGGAGUCUUUCGCUGGAACAGGAGUGGGACAACGCGAAAGAGAAAAGUAACUCGACUGAGGCGACCUUAAGCGACAAGAGUACGUCGAGGCCGCAGGUGACGUCGAAGCAAAACGAAAACGGACAAAAGGAGUCGUCGGACGGCGGACAAAAUUCGGAGAACAGGCAAAUCGGAGAAGGUCGACAGGGUCCCAUGGUCGACGUGCGAACAAUCAUCGCCGAUUACAGGCUUCGGCAUCCCGAAACUGUGCCUCGAAGAAGUCGGCGAAUGAGAAAUUCUGUUAAUGUCGGUCUGGGCGCUGGAGGUGCGGUCGUUGAGACGACCCAGAUUGGAGCCGAUUCUCGACCUUCGAGCACGGAUUCUUGCAAGAGCAGUUCAAACCCAACUGAUCCUAGCAAUUCUAUGAGCUUUAAAGACGUUCUAGUACAGUUUGCGAAGCUAAGCCAGCAGCAAGGGGAAGCGGUUAAAACGCCACAGAAUUAUCCAGACGUGACACUUCAUCCUGUAUUACCGACUCCGGCUCCGCCCCAAGCGGCUGCGGUACAGCAAACCGGGUCUUUGCUUCACGGUAUUUUGACUAAAUCCCAAACCGCGCGGCCAACGACGUUUUCGCCAACGUUGGCGAGACUACUAACCGCACCUGAAAGAGACAGAUGCAACCCCAUAGCUACAUCCACACCUCAACAGCAGACCGCUGCUACGCAGCAUUUACUACAAGCCUACCAGGGGACCAAUCCUGUUUCCAUCAGCGACCUUUUAUCUUCUUCAAAAGCACGGACGGAAAUAACAAUAACGCCUGUGGUUAACACCCCGAUCGUUCAGUCUCAUUCGAACAGCCUUAUUCACGUGGAAGACGUAGAGGAGGAAACGACGGUAAUCGAAGAAAGAAGCCGAUCGACAAAUGCCAGGGACGACAGUCCACCGCGUUGUCAAGGGUGCCAAGAUCGGGCCGCGCAAUUUGUCUGCGCGGGUUGCGGUAACCAGUGGUACUGCAGUCGAGAGUGUCAGGUAUCCGCGUGGGACGAGCAUUCCGAGGUCUGCUCUGGAAGCAAAAGUAAGAGUAACGGAGAAAAAUGGAAAGAAAAAAAGAAAAAAAAAAAGAAAAGAAAACGACGAAUCGAAAAUGAAUCUAGUCACGAGGAGGACACCAAGAAGGGGAGGAAAGGGGACACAGGAAUAUUACCUAUAUUUUUUACCCAUUUCACAAUAAUUAAAAAAAAAAGAAAAAAGAAAGAAGAAUGAAAGAAAAUAACAUGUAGACGAAUAAUUCCUACUCGCAAAGAAUAAUUGACUGUCAGAUCGUUAUACCGUGAUUAUAAGAAUUUAAAGAACGUUUGUUAAAUUAAUUAUUGAUGGUCAUUGCAACACGUGUUCUCGCGAGCAACCGAACGAUUUUCGCUGUACAGUUUCGUACAAUUGGUCAAUUUUUUUUUAUCUUCUUUUUUAAAUUCAAAUGCACAUUGCGGUGAGAACAAGACACCCGAUACAUAUAUUGAUAAUGUACUCGAUUAAAUUUAGAUAGGUGAAAAAUUCGAAUAACAUUGAAAACAAAUAUAUUAUCGAAAACCAAUCGAUAAUUAUAUAAGUAUGCAAGAGGGCACAAAACUUAAGGACCUGAAACAAAGAGUCUUUACUAUGGUGAAAUCUGUUAAUAACAGAUUUUAUGAAAAAAAUUCCGCCUGUUAAUAUCUGUGUCAAAGAAACGUCAGAAUAUAUGACGAAGCCUAUAUUGUCUGUGUGUUAACAAACGUUUUUAAAAUUUGACUGGUAUAUAUAUUUCUUAUCGAGCGAUGUAUCCUCCUAACUUGUGCGCGGCGUAUCAGCUUGUAAACAGCUUAUGUAUUUACAGAAAGACGGAAGAAAAAAAAAAUUAAUAACGCUCGACCGACGUGUACAAUACCUACAUACGUAUAACGCGCAUAUAACUAUUUUAUACAAUAUUUGUUACCAUCGUGUAAAUUAGAAUUGAAAGAAAAAACAAUAUUAGACUUAAACUAGAAGUGUAAGAUGUUUUUUCCGUUUCGUUUCCUGUAAUUUAGUUCAUAAUAUGUAUGUAUUCCGUAUCAAUCUCAAUUUUUUGUUUUUGUUACUAUAGUUAGUCCCAGGUUUAUUUUAUUUUUUUCCCCCAAAAAAUCCAAAAAAUAAUCUGUAGCUAAAAAGUUCCUACAGGUAAAAAUCUACGUUAUAUUUUAACCGUUUUAAGAUCAAAUGAAAUAAAUAAUAAUUUCUAUUGUA